GUGCAGGAAAUUGCUCUCUUUUCCGAGUUUAGAAAUUUAAAAAUAUCGAUUUCAUCAACUUUUGCUGAUGGGAAUAUGGAAAAGCUGCAAUCUUUGAAAUGGGUUUUCUACGAUGCAGCGAAAAUAAACCAAAAUUAAGCGAAACUCCUUUGUUUUUUUGACUUCAAUGUCUGCUUAUUUCCAUCACAACCAUCGUGGCUAUGAAUCGCUUCAGAAUUCUCGAAAUCUGUCCCUCUUUUUUCGUCAGUGGAAAAAAUGGGUAUAGAAGGAAACUAGUUUGAAUCUCGAGAGAGAAAGAGGGGAAAGUUUGAAUCUUGAUUUCUGAAUAAUUUGGGUUUUUUUUAUUUUGAUGAAUUAAGUUGUGUGAAAGAAAAAAUGUCGGAUCUUUACGGAACCAAUGAAUCUGAAGACAUGUCGUCUUUCCUUCAAAUUCUUCUCCAAAAUUCGUCGUCCUCCGCCGCCGUUAGCGACGGCGCUGCGGCGGCCGGAGGGUUGUUCGGCGGCGGAGGGGCGGUGGCGGAGUCCUCCACCAGCCUCAGUCUCUCUGAUCCCAGCUGCUUCUUUGCCGGUGGGCCGAGUGGCAAGAAUCUUGCUUCUAAUUGUGAGGGAGGGGAAGCUUGUGAUAUACCGGUGAAUCCGGCUCCAUCUCGUUCUUCGAAGAGAAGUAGAGCUGCUGAAGUCCACAAUUUAUCAGAAAAGAGGAGGCGAAGUCGGAUCAACGAGAAACUGAAAGCGCUUCAGAAUCUGAUUCCAAAUUCUAACAAGACUGACAAGGCAUCUAUGUUGGAUGAAGCCAUUGAAUAUCUCAAACAGCUUCAACUCCAAGUUCAGAUGUUGACAAUGAGAAACGGGUUGAGUUUGCACCCCGGCUACUCCCUGCAGUCGAUGCUAGCACCCUCACCCGGUCUAGCCAUAGACGAAGGCAAUCCACUGCUGCACACAAGCAGAGGCACAGAGGCACUCACUAGGGACCAAGACGUCUUCCUACAGAGCUCUGUUGCACCCAUGAACCUCGGGCCCUCAGCCCUGCCAACGCUCGUGCCCUCCACGCAAAACACUGCCAACUCUACAAUGCUCCCGAGCUAUGCACCCCCGUUGCAGCAAAACCGUUACGGACUGCUCAACCAUAUAGCUUCCACGAAGGAUAUUUGCAGGGACGACGCGUUGUCAAGACUGAACAAUUCCUCACCGGGGGUGUCUUCAUACAUAAUUGAUCUUCAUUCUCAUUUCUCACAAAAAAAAAUGUCGGAUGGCAAAGGCGGCAAACCCGCCUUCCUCAACGACCAGCUCUCCAAACGCACCACCAUCUUCGGCCUCCGCCUCUGGGUCGUCGUCGGCAUCUGCGUCGGCGCCGCCAUCGUCAUCCUCCUCUUCCUCCUCUCCCUCUGCUUCACCUCCCGCCGAAACAAGUCCAAAACUUUAACAACCCACAAUAAUAAAAAUCCCACCUUUAUCCCCACCGUUUCCAGAGAAAUCCAGGAAAUCCGGGUCGACCCGCCCCGGGCCGACCCGGAUCCGGAGCCGGCCCACGUGGAGGUGAAGAAGGGUGAUCAGAAUGACGGCGGGGGGCCGGAGGUUUCGCAUCUGGGGUGGGGCCACUGGUACACGCUGAGGGAGCUUGAGGAGGCUACUAAUGAGUUUGCUGAUGAGAAUGUGAUUGGGGAAGGUGGGUAUGGGAUUGUUUAUAAGGGUGUUUUGGAGGAGGAUCAUAAGGUUGCCGUCAAGAAUUUGCUCAAUAACAGGGGUCAAGCGGAGAGAGAGUUUAAGGUUGAGGUGGAGGCGAUUGGGCGUGUGAGGCACAAGAAUUUGGUGAGGUUGCUUGGUUAUUGUGCUGAAGGAACUCACAGGAUGCUUGUCUAUGAGUAUGUGAAUAAUGGGAAUUUAGAGCAAUGGCUUCAUGGAGAUGUAGGGCCGUGCAGCCCUCUAACAUGGGAGAUUCGAAUGAACAUCAUUCUUGGAACGGCAAAAGGCUUGACGUAUCUGCACGAGUGCCUCGAGCCUAAGGUGGUCCACCGCGACAUAAAGUCGAGCAACAUCUUGCUGGACCGGCAGUGGCACGCCAAGGUGUCCGAUUUUGGCCUUGCGAAGCUCAUAGGCUCGGAGAAGAGCUACAUCACCACGCGAGUCAUGGGAACGUUUGGCUACGUUGCCCCUGAAUAUGCCAGCACCGGGAUGUUGAAUGAGAGGAGCGACGUCUACAGCUUUGGCAUCCUCGUUAUGGAGAUCAUCACGGGGAGGCACCCGGUGGACUAUGGCCGCCCCACCGGGGAGGUAAACUUGGUCGAUUGGCUUAAAACAAUGGUAUCCAACCGCGAAUCUGAGGGCGUGUUGGAUCCAAAAUUACCGGAUAAGCCCUCUACGCGAGCAUUGAAGCGCGCCCUUUUGGUCGCGUUGAGAUGUGUGGAUCCAAACGCCCAAAAAAGGCCGAAGAUGGGCCAUAUAGUCCACAUGCUCGAAGCGGACGAUUUCCCUUUUCGUGAUGAUCGCAGGGGAGGCGUGAAGGAACAGCACGGGAAAUCAAGUCGUGAUGGCGCCAUGCCAAUGGAGAAGCGGUUGAGCGAGCCGGGUGACAGCAGCGGAUACGAGAGCAGCGUUCAAACGGAUAGGACGAUGUUGAGGAAGGGGGAAGGAGACGACGAGCAAUAGAAUGGCCGUCGAGACGACAACGGCCUUUCUAUGUAAAUACUGUGAUUUUGGCCUCAGCUUUUGGCAUGAAAGGUGAUCAUAGCUCAUUUCAUGUUGAUAUAAUAUAGCAACUGUUAUAGUGUAACAUAAAGAUAUAUAUAGUGUUUACAGUAUGAUUCAUUUGUGGUGUUUUAUUGAAUUUAAAGUCUGUGUAUGUUUCCACAUAAUGCAAAGCAAAUUUGUUUGACAAUUUUCCCAGAUGUAAUUAUUGUAAGCAAUAUAUGUUGGAAGUUAUUGCA
Messenger RNA from Salvia splendens (bonfire salvia), 2924 nucleotides. RefSeq names its product probable serine/threonine-protein kinase At1g01540. Gene Ontology annotation, biological process: protein phosphorylation. Bases 376 to 2646 code for a protein of 756 amino acids. The record is from RefSeq and is a predicted model, not a curated record. Gene Ontology annotation, molecular function: protein dimerization activity; protein kinase activity; ATP binding. NCBI's taxonomy places the organism in Eukaryota, Viridiplantae, Streptophyta, Magnoliopsida, Lamiales, Lamiaceae. The transcript is spliced from 13 exons.